Pezoporus flaviventris is the source of this 1891-nucleotide messenger RNA. RefSeq names its product solute carrier family 26 member 11 (gene SLC26A11). Gene Ontology annotation, biological process: transmembrane transport. The record is from RefSeq and is a predicted model, not a curated record. The coding region runs from base 24 to 1844 and encodes 606 amino acids. The transcript is spliced from 16 exons. Gene Ontology annotation, cellular component: membrane. NCBI's taxonomy places the organism in Eukaryota, Metazoa, Chordata, Aves, Psittaciformes, Psittacidae. Gene Ontology annotation, molecular function: sulfate transmembrane transporter activity.
GGGCAGGGGGCAGCGGCGGGGCCAUGGCGGCCCCGGGGCCCCGGCAGCGCGGCGGGGGCUGCCCGUGCCCGUGGUCGGCGGCGCGGCGGCGGCUCCCGGUGCUGCGCUGGCUCCCCCGGUACAGCCCGGCCUGGCUGCGGCUCGACCUGGUGGCCGGGCUCAGCGUGGGGCUCACGGUGGUGCCGCAGGCGCUCGCCUACGCCGAGGUGGCGGGGCUGCCGCCCGAGUACGGCCUCUACUCUUCCUUCAUGGGCUGCUUUGUCUACUGCUUCCUGGGCACCGCCAAGGACGUGACGCUGGGUCCCACGGCCAUCAUGUCGCUGCUUGUCUCCUCUUACGCGUUCCAUGAGCCUGUCUAUGCCAUCCUGCUCGCCUUCCUCUCUGGCUGCAUCCAGCUGGCCAUGGGGCUCCUGCACCUCGGUUUCCUUCUGGACUUCAUUUCCUGCCCCGUCAUUAAAGGGUUUACAUCAGCUGCUUCCAUCACCAUUAGCUUCAACCAGAUCAAGAACAUCCUGGGGCUGCGGGGGAUCCCUCGGCAGUUUUUCCUGCAGGUGUUUGAGACGCUGCGGAGGAUCGGGGAGACCAGGGUUGGGGACGCCGUGCUGGGGCUGGCCUGCCUGGCCGUGCUGGCGGGGCUCCGGGCCAUGAAGAGCCGCCUGCCCCGAGCCGCCCGUGUGGAGCCGCUGCCCGUCAGGGUCAGCUACCUCAUCGUCUGGACCACCACCACGGCACGCAACGCCCUCGUGGUCCUGUUUGCUGGCCUGGUUGCUUACUCCUUCCAGGUGAUGGGCUCCCAGCCGUUCACACUCACCGGCAGCAUCCCCCGGGGCCUCCCGGCAUUCCGGCUGCCACGCUUCUCCAUGGCUACCCCCAACGGCACCAUCCCCUUCCGGAGCAUGGUGGAGGACAUGGGGGUCGGGCUGGCCGUGGUGCCGCUCAUGGGCCUGCUGGAGACCAUUGCGAUUGCCAAGGCUUUUGCCUCGCAGAAUGAUUACAGGAUUGACCCCAACCAGGAGCUGCUGGCUAUGGGCUUCGCCAACAUCCUGGGCUCCUUCGUCUCAUCGUAUCCCAUCACGGGCAGCUUUGGCCGGACAGCGGUGAACGCGCAGUCGGGUGUCUGCACCCCCGCGGGAGGGCUCCUCACAGGCGCCCUGGUGCUGCUCUCACUGGCGUACCUCACCUCGCUCUUCUACUACAUCCCCAAAGCGGCGCUGGCCGCUGUCAUCAUCUCGGCUGUGGUGCCCAUGUUCGAUGCUGGGAUCUUCAGGACGCUCUGGCGGGUUAAGAGGCUGGACCUUGUGCCCCUCUGCGUGACGUUCCUGCUCUGCUUCUGGGAGAUCCAGUACGGCAUCAUGGCAGGGAUGCUGGUCUCAGGGGUUCUCCUGCUCUACUCCGUUGCCAGGCCGCCAAUAAAGGUGUCAGAGGUGUCAGAUGGGGACGUGCUCCUUGUGCAGCCGUGGAGCAGCCUGCACUUCCCUGCUGUUGAGUGCCUCCGGGAUGUUGUGUGCAGCCAUGCUCUCACAGCAUCUCCACCGUGCUCCGUCAUCCUGGACUGUUGUCACAUCAGCAGCAUUGAUUACACGGCGGUGGCGGGGCUGGCAGAGCUGCUGCAGGAGCUGCGCAAGCACGGCCUCUCGCUGGCCUUCUGCAGCCUGCAGGACCCUGUUCUCCAAGUCCUGCUGUCUGCAGACUUAGAGGGAUUCCAACACUUCCCCAGCCGGGAGGAGGCAGAGCGGUGCAGAGGAGCAGAGCCAGGGGGCAGCGGGGCAGCCCCCAGCGCCAGCACCAGCACCAGCACCAGCCAGAGCUCACUGCUGCCGCGGGGCUCAUCCAGUGAGUGGUGACACCGACACUCUGGUGACAUCCAACCACCAUCCUGCACUGUCCCAGA